This is a messenger RNA of Saccostrea cuccullata (small rock oyster), 3639 nucleotides long. RefSeq lists its product as uncharacterized. The record is from RefSeq and is a predicted model, not a curated record. The transcript is spliced from 18 exons. The coding region runs from base 337 to 3375 and encodes 1012 amino acids. Lineage: Eukaryota; Metazoa; Mollusca; Bivalvia; Ostreida; Ostreidae.
CGAAAUCCAAGGUAAACAUUUUUUUUUAAAGUGGCGUCUUUAAAGUCAAAUAAAUCGUUGACUUAUCGGACAAAAAUCAAUAUGUGGUAAUAGAAAAGUUUAACAAUGUGUCACGUUCCUGUCUGAUCUGUCGAUUUAUUGAGUCAACAAGAGGUAUUUUCCUGUGUUUGAACAGCAGACAAAUGGUAGCAAUGGCUCCUGUAUUUUAUUCCUACUGCACACUUGUAUAAUGGGCCUAAUGAAUGCUUUCAAGUAUAGCUACUGGACAACACAAGAAUGCAGGACAGCAAAGAAAUCAAGCAUUGAAAAAAUAUUUGAAACUGCUGUCAAGAAUAAAUGACUAUGGCCAAUCCUCUUCAGUCCUGGCAUCCUACAGAUUCCGUUAUUUCUGAGGUGGAUCGUAAACAUUUAACAAUUGUAGGGGAGUAUCUGGAUACCCCUUCUCAUCUGAUCAAACACCAGCGACUUGAAAGGGAUCCAGAUUAUGAUCCAAUAACCAGUAUCUACUCCAGACUCCCCAGUAAAUCCCCCUCCCCCAGGCACCAGAGGGCAGUCCAUGUCACGUGUGAGUGUCACAAAGUAGGUCAGGCACCUGGCUCAGGUAAACCACGUCAGAAAAAGGACCAGGGCAGCUCAGAGGAGGAUACAGAUGAAGAAGAGGAGGAUGUGGACUUAAAGGUGCUCUUGAAGAUGCUUGAUGGACUCGGUAAGAGACCGGAUGGCAGGAUUUCAUCUCAGGCUUUCAACGGGGUACUAGAGGGGUUCUCCUGCGAGGAGCCAGUGUCACAGGAGGAACUGGAGAAGGUUUGUGAGUACUUGGAAUCUGGCAACCUCAGAAUCAAAGAGAUGACUUGGUCUCUGAUCAGUAAGCUGUGUGGGAACUUGUCUAAUGUGACAUUACUGUUGAAGAGGGACCUCCUGAAAAACCUAAUCCAGACUAUCAGUAGCUCCAGUGAAAGUCUGGGGCCUUGUGUCAACACAAUGAUCAGGGUUGUGAGCUAUGAGAGCCUGAGGGAGGAGUGGUAUGAGCCGGUUCUGGGUGACAUCGUGCCCCUCCUUCUGACUGCCCUGUCUAUGGAGGGGGUCACCCUGGACAACAAGUACAGGAUCAGCUGCUUCUUCCACUGUCUGGGAAAGGACCAGGACUUCCUUGGAAUCAUUGAAAACCGAGUUCUACCGAUUUUAGCUGGACUGAGAGAUUCCAGUGCUAAGUUAAAGGAGAUUUACACUAAGAUCCUUGGAGAGGUGGUAAAGAAUGAAGACUCUAUGAUGUCCAGUAGUGUUGACCAGGGAGUGACUGGUGUAGCCGUCAGCAUGCUCAGAGAGGGACCCUGUGACCAACAGACUGAGGCCCUGUCUUUACUGUGUAUCCUCUCUGAGACAGAGAGGGGGUGGGGCACGGUCAUUAACGACGACGAGAUCCUUCCCACAGCUCUCACCUGUGUACAGCAGUCCAAGUGCAGAUUAGUUAGACAGAGGGCGCUAGUGUUGAUGAAUCAUGUGACCAGUACCAGGAGACUAGGACUGUGUAAGGAGGUUAUGAGCCACAUCUCCCACACUCUGCUCCCCUCGCACACUGACAGACACACAGACAAACCACAGAUCAGGGGGAGACAGGAGAGGGAGGGGAGACUGUGGAGGGGGGUGGACAGCUAUGUGGAGAUGCUGACCAAGGUCUUCUGUAAAGAGGCUAAGAUAGAGAAGAACAAUCUGCAGAAGGUCGUGAAGUGUGGAUACAGGGCGGGAUGUAAUGUCCAGCUAUUGGUCAGCUGUUCCUCUGCCAUUUUAAAUGUCUGUCUGUGGCCAGCUCACAGAAACAAGCAGGAUUUAAACUCACUGGACCUGACCAACUUCACGGAUUGUGAAGAUCAAAGGAGGAAGUAUGGUAAGAUCAACAGAGCCCUGGUACAGAUGGUGUGGGAUUCUUUUGGAGAGUGUUUGUUUGAAUUACUAACUUUCUUCUCAAGGAAGCUUAGAAACAUUUUAGACUUAGCCCUCCAGGCCAGGAGUGAUAAAAACCUCUGUUCUAAACACGAAGCAAAGUCUGCCAGUGGACUGAAAGUGUUAGAUCGUCUGGGUUUCGCUGAUCUUUAUGCUGUGUUUGAAGAAAAAGAAGUGGACCUUGUUGUGAUUCUUCUAGAACUGGUGCUGGUCAUAUCUCUGUGUUCAUGUAAAGGCUUCUCUGAUCUGUUCCCAGUGUCUUCCAAGUCAAAGAAGAGGUCCUCACCCGUAGGCUCUAAGUCAGACACUUCCACACACGGUGGAUAUGGUCGACCAGCUUCCCCUGUUAAGAGCAGACCUACCAGUGCAAUAGGUUUGUCCUCCUUGUCAGAAGAAGAGCGUCGUCAAGGACUCAAGGACAAAGAGAUAAGUGCCGAGCGACGGUUGCUAAGGAAGUGCUUGUUUGAACAAGGUGUAUUCCGAGUUAUAGUGCCUUUCAUUCAAUGUUCACAUCUUCAAUGUCAGAUUUUCUCUUGUGAAAUCCUAAGAGCUAAUAUUCAGUCUAUAGAAGAGAGGGAGAUAACUCUGAAUAGCAUGUACGGUCCAGUCAAUGCUAGUGCUAAUGCCAGACUACGCCCCCAGUCAGCAGCAGCCGCCCUCACCAGAGACCUCCGUGUACAGCAGGCCCUCCACACCAUGUCACCUCACGUGGCUCACAUCAUCAAGGACGCCCUGGGGACGAGACUGGUCCCCUCCACCUCCUCCACCCCCCAUAUCAUCCCCCGGGCAGAGGAAGACCCAGAUACUGAGGCUAUAACCAGACUCAGUCAAUAUGUGAUUGAAAACAGACCUAGUUCUAGACAAGUUGACCCAAUUCCAGAAGUCCCUAAGCCUGUCCUUGACCCAGUUAAACCUGUAGCUGUUCAGUGCAGAGAUCAACUGCUACAAGAGGGAGGAUCAAGGAUUUUAACACCCAUGUUUUCCCCUUCUUUAGAGGUUAAAAAACUCUGUGCACUUCUACUUGGUGAUCUAGUGCAUUUCGGAAAUGUUGAAGUUCACAUGACCUUGACCCAACUGGGAUACAUGCAGAAGUUACUGGACUUCCUCAGAACCAAUACAAGCAAUGAAUUACUGGAAAUAAUUGGUUUGAUCAUUGUCCAAAUGUUGGUGAAGAGUGAUAAAAGAAUAGAACAGGUGUUUAACCAUCAUGGCGGUACCAGGUUUCUGAUGGCUAUGGUCAAAUUCACCACUGGUGACCUCAAAAAGCAAGUGGUCAGCACACUUAAGACAGUAACACAUGGAACUAAGAAGAGCAGACCCAGCUCAGCACCUGUAUCUCGAACAAAGAAAACCCCUGACAUCUGGGACAAGAUACAACAAGAAUGGGCACAUCAAGAUAAAGUUGAAGAUAUAUUGCAUCAAUGGUACAGAUAAUUAUAGAUACACCGUAUUACGUCAGUGGUACAGAUAAUUGAAGAAAAACAGUGUUUGAUACUAUUUUGAAUUGAUUCUAAAAACUUCUGAACUGGCAUAUAUAACACUAGGUAACAGUCACUGUUGUAAAGACGAUUGAACUAAGCAUGACUUUUGGAACAAAUUGGAAGUGUUCAAUUAUUAUAUUUAAUAGUAAGAAUUUCAAAUUAUCUUUUUGUUAAAAUGAAUAUUUUUAUUUUGAAUCAAAGAAUAAAAUUCUUGAAA